AUAAGCAGAGGGAGGAGAUAUAACGGGGGAAAGGAGAGCGAGCGAGCAGCCUGCUUAGUGCGGAAAAAACGCUCACAAAACAAAAACACGCAGACCCCGCCGUCUGCAACAGCAGCUGCCCCUGCAGCUUCUCCUCCUGCGCUGCGACCACAGGCCAAAUCCAAGCAGCCAGCAAAAAGCCGCCGCGAUGGGAGUGGAAGGCUGUACCAAAUGCAUCAAGUACAUGCUGUUUGUCUUUAAUUUUGUCUUCUGGCUGGCAGGAGGAAUCAUUCUAGGUGUGGCAUUGUGGCUUCGCCAUGACACGCAGACCACAACUCUCUUGGGAGUAUCACUAGAUGGCCAGGAACCUCCCAAUACAUUCUAUGUCGGAAUCUACAUCCUGAUUGCUGUUGGAGCAGUGAUGAUGUUCGUGGGUUUCCUGGGAUGUUAUGGUGCCAUCCAGGAGUCACAGUGCCUUCUAGGAACAUUCUUCACUUGCCUUGUUAUCUUGUUUGCUUGUGAAGUGGCUGCUGGAAUCUGGGGAUUUGUUCACAAAGAUCAGAUUGCCAAAGAUGUCAAACUUUUCUAUGAUGGAGCAUUCACCCAAGCACAAGGACAAGGUGACAAAGCACAGAUGGCAAAAACUGUUGUGAAAACCUUCCAUGAUACGUUACAAUGCUGUGGCACAAAUGCCUUUUCAGCUGCAACUGAUUUCCUGAGAGGUGAUAACUUGUGCCCGGAUAACAUCAAAAACAUUAUUUCUGGACAAGACUGUCACUCUAAAAUUGAUGAGCUGUUCUCUGGAAAGCUGUACCUGAUUGGUAUUGCUGCCAUUGUGGUGGCUGUGAUCAUGAUCUUUGAAAUGAUCCUGAGCAUGGUAUUGUGCUGUGGCAUCAGAAGCUCUGUCUAUUGAGAAGUGGAAGGGCAGGGGCAAAGCGAUGGUGCCGAAGGGACUCCAAAGUGCCACUGUCUGACCAGGCGAUGCUUCCAAUGAAAGACAAAGAAAAUUAUGUAUAUAAACAUUUCAGAUAUUACCACACAGUACUUAUCAUUCUUACUUGGAAGUCUUUUUUAAAGUGUGUGUGUGGGGAGUUUUCUGUGUGUUUGUGGUGGAGUUAGUUUCACAUCAGUUUGUGUUGUUGGAAAGCUGCCACACCAGUAGUUUCAGACCUUUGGCCAUUCUCUUCCUUUCGCCACUGUUCCUUUGCUGCCAGCAAAGAACUAGAGGGUGCCAUUCACAGGCUUCACCCUCUUAGAAAGAAUAUGGAUUUUUGUGUCUUUAUUCCCCUCAGUAGUUUUUUUAAAAAAUCUUUGUAAACUGAAGCAGUCGCUGUUAUGAAGAGAAGCCAGCAUUUCCUUUCCCACCAUUUGGUUUCAAGCUGUUUGUGGUCUAUAUCUGUAAGUCUGGAAGGGUACAACAAACCCUUGGCAUAAGGUGCUGCUUCCAGUCAUGCUGUUUUGUUAUUAUAUAUGCAACUUGCCAGUAUUUUUACCCCUAAAUAAGUGAAGAGAGUUAUUUCAUAAACUGUAUAAACGUAUUAGUCGUGGUCAGUACAAUCCCAAGAACACUUUCUUGGGAGUAAGACUCAUUGACUAUACUUGUAUAGGAUUCUUAUUCAGUUGAAGUCAGUGGGCUUCAAAGGAUAUAGUUCUGUUGAGGAUUGCACUGUUAGUCUCCUGAGGCCAUAUAGAUGUGAAUGAAGACCAAAUUGCAGUUCUUAAAAUAUCAGUUAAUACCCAGCGAUGCCUUUUUUCAUAACAUGUUAAUUUAGCUCCUAAUCUGAUCUUUAUUUUUUCCCUUUUAAUCUAAAUUGUUCAGAAGAGAAAAAAAUUAACAGGUCUGAUACUGGAAUGUUAAAGCUUUCUGUAUGCACUCCUAAAACUAAACUCCAAUGUAUGCUUAUGAAAUUGGUUCUGAAAUACAAGUACUGUCUGAUGUCAUUUACCUGGUAACUGUGUAGUAUUCUAAUGAUGCCAAAAAUAUAGAGUUAAAUCAGUUAAAUAGUUAUAAUGGCUGGAAAAUUAUCAUUAAAUAUGCAUUUUUUAAGGA
Eublepharis macularius is the source of this 2029-nucleotide messenger RNA. It is a transcript of the gene CD81, whose product is annotated as CD81 molecule. Bases 188 to 892 code for a protein of 234 amino acids. The record is from RefSeq and is a predicted model, not a curated record. Lineage: Eukaryota; Metazoa; Chordata; Lepidosauria; Squamata; Eublepharidae. Gene Ontology annotation, cellular component: membrane. The transcript has 8 exons.